GCGUUCAGUUGUAUCAAAGCAGUUGCUCGAAUAACACAUAAUAUUCCGAUUGCAUUGUGGUGUUUAACUUUUACCUGUGUAUACAAUUAAAUAUAGUUUUAUAAUUAAAUUCUAAGUUUGAUAUUGUUUUUGGUGCAAUCAAUUUUUUUUUUUAAUUCACAUUCUUAUCUUUUUACAUGUACAAUUCUUAUAAUUAAUUAAUAUGUGUACCUGCAAUAUAACAAAAGUUCUAUUUUUAAUCUCUGCUUUUGGUUUAGUGAAUACAAAUGAUACAUUUACAGAGAACGGUGACAUGCUUCGUCAGAGACGUACGCCGGUGGACAAAUUGAGAAAAGACUUAUUGAGAUACUACGAUAAACAUUCAAGACCGGUUAUCAGUAAUAAUCUGACCAAUGUCACAGUCAACACAGUUUUGAAGUACAUUGACUUAGACUUCCAAAAUUCCAUAAUGACCGUUAAUGCCUGGGUAUCAAUGACUUGGCAAGAUGAAAAACUUCUGUGGAACGUAUCGGAAUACGGAGACAUUAAAUCUAUAAACAUGGCUUAUGGUGAAAUAUGGAUGCCUGAUAUAGUGGCCUACAACAGUGCCGAUGGACACACCGACGAAACAUACGGGAAGAUCAACUGUGUGGUCCGGUCGGAUGGUAAGGUCCAUUGGAUACCACCGGCUAAGUACCGGGUGUUUUGCGACGUGGAUUUCACCAGCUGGCCGUUUGGAGAACACACCUGUUCACUGAGGCUAGGUUCGUGGACGUAUGAUGGCAAUUCCGUCAGCAUGCAAAUCAACGAGAAAAUAAACACUGCAGACAUGAUCAAUUUGGACGAAGGGUGCAAAUGGGACAUUACGAAGGUGACUCAAAGACGAAGAGUCGAGAGCUACUCUUGUAAUUCAAAUGACAUAUACGAGGACAUUCAUUACAGUAUCACCGUGAAAAGGAACAUACCGACGUUCCAUAGUGUGGUCAUCAUUCCGGGAUUAGUCGUGGUGUUCUUGACGCUUUCCGUCUUCUGGCUGCCCCCGGAAUCGUCGGAGAAAUUCAUGUUGAGCGGCGUCACACUAAUCGUGAUCUGUAUACUGUUGACGAUGUUAUCUAACCAUGUGCCGAUCAUGAGUGAUCGUAUCCCGUUAAUAGUACUCUUCUAUUCAAACUCGCUGGGCAUGGUCACCAUAUCGAUGGUACUUUCAGUACUGUUGCACAACUUGGCUAAAUCCACAACACCUGACCAUAAGGUACCUAAAUAUAUUACAAACCUGUUGAACACAAAAUUUGGAACAGUUCUGCGACAUACGUCAUUCGAGAAAGAAGACACGGAAAAGCUUUUGGACGAGUCAAUUGGAAAUGCGUCAAAACAUUCACAUAUGAAACAAAGCCAAUGGUAUUACCUGGCGUUGAUUUUGGAUAGAUCUAUGUUUAUUAUUUAUAUAUUUAUAUUCAUCGCAAUGGUAAUAUAUUUUUUAAAAUAGUAUCAAAAUAUUAAAGAAUUGAAGCCUUACAUGAGAAAAGAAAACAUUUUGCAUUGUAUCAGAGUUAGUUGAUAUGAACUUUUUAUGAUUCAUUAUGUUUUAUCUGAUAAAAGGAUUACAAAUAUUUUGACUAAACAUAAAUGUAAUUACUUAUCAUGUCUUCACUGAAUUCCACCGUGAAAUAAUAUUUUUAUAUCAGUCGUAUUGAUUUAUAUAUUUUUUGUA
Molecule: messenger RNA, 1690 nt
Organism: Sipha flava (yellow sugarcane aphid)
Lineage: Eukaryota; Metazoa; Arthropoda; Insecta; Hemiptera; Aphididae
Product: acetylcholine receptor subunit alpha-type acr-16-like
Exons: 9
Coding region: 203-1465 (420 amino acids)
Biological process (GO): signal transduction; monoatomic ion transmembrane transport; regulation of membrane potential
Cellular component (GO): postsynaptic membrane; synapse; neuron projection
Molecular function (GO): acetylcholine-gated monoatomic cation-selective channel activity; transmembrane signaling receptor activity
Source: RefSeq, a predicted model, not a curated record